This is a messenger RNA of Dictyostelium discoideum AX4, 609 nucleotides long. It is a transcript of the gene ykt6, whose product is annotated as longin domain-containing protein. The transcript has a single exon. Gene Ontology annotation, cellular component: phagocytic vesicle membrane; Golgi membrane; cytosol. Lineage: Eukaryota; Evosea; Eumycetozoa; Dictyosteliales; Dictyosteliaceae. Bases 1 to 609 code for a protein of 202 amino acids. The record is from RefSeq and is a predicted model, not a curated record.
AUGAAAGUUUAUUCAAUUGGUUUAUUUAAAGUUGUACCAGGUAAUAAACCUGUGUUAUUAAAUAUUGUUUAUGAAUUAUCAUCAUUUGGAUUCUUUCAGAGAGGUUCAGUAAAAGAAGUGUCAUUAUUUGUAUCAAGAGAGACAGUUGGUCGUACCAAUGUGGGAGAGAGAGUUUCAAUGGAACAUACACAAACUCAAAAAGUUUGUCAUACAACAGUAGAUAGUAAAGGUUUAGGAUGUAGCGUUUUAACAGAUUCAGAAUAUCCAGGUCGUGUUGCACAUACACUCAUUCGUAUUUGUCUAGAAGAAUUUUAUAAAGUACAUCCAGAAUCUGAAUGGAGAGGUUUACAAUCAGAUGUAGAACUUCAAACACCAGCAUUAGAUCAACUAUUAUUAAAAUAUCAAAAUCCAGAAACUGCCGAUCCAAUGAUGAACCUUCAAAAGAAUUUAGAUGAAACUAUUACCAUCGUAAAGAAAACUGUCGAACAAUUAGGUCAAAGAGGUGAGAAAUUAGAUGAUUUAGCCGCAAAAAGUGAUGAUCUCAGUUUUCAAAGUAAAGCCUUUAUGAAUAAUGCUGAAAGAAUGAAUAAAUGUUGUGGUUAUGUAUAA